AGCGAAACACGGACGUCAUAAUCUAUCCUUUAAUUCCAGUUACAGCCGAAAAUAGUGCUUUAGUUAAAGAACUACAAUAUUUAAAUAAAGAGAUAUAAAGAAUCGAGCAUUUAUCUUUCCAUAAAUGUGAACAAAGUAAAGAGAUAAAAGAUAUAUAAUUAUAUUUAAAAUAUAGUAUUUUCUUAUUCUUUAGAUAACUUUCAGAGUCAUUUCAUAAAAUUUAAUCCUUCUUAAUCUUUCCAUAAUAUUUUUAUCAACAGUCACUUCGACUUUUUUAUUUUUACAGCAUAAUAUCGUAUUAUACACACAAGCGUCCAUUUUGCUUUACACGUGUAGCGGACGUAAAAAAGUUAUUUUGUCACGUUGCCAUAGCAACGAAACAAAACAAACAUUACAAAAUGGCGGUCGAUUUGAAAUAAUACUUUUGGUAUAGAAAUUUAAAUAUAAUGGCUCCAAAGAUGAAAAAUAAACAAAAAGUAGAAGCUGUGAAGCAAAAAACGAUAGAAAAAAUAGAAGACAUUAAACCAAUACCGGAAGCCAUUAUUUUGCAAUCUCCUUUAGAAAGCAUUCAAGAAAAUAUAUUCACGAAAGGUAUUGAAAAAGUUCCAGGAAUUGAACCUUUAACACUUUCUGCAGACACCCAGAAGCUUUUUAACUGUGUUAUUGGUGAUAAUGUUACUGAAAAUUCACGCAUAGUUUCAAUUCAGAAAGAAAAUAUUUUAAAUGAUAUUAAUGAAAGAAAAGAAUGUUCAGAAUUUUUUUCAUUUUAUCAAGUAAUUUUGGAAUAUCCAGAUGAUGAAUUGAAAUUAGUAUAUGACUGUGAUUCUAAAAAUAGUCAUAAUUUUUACUUAUAUGUAUCAAAGAAAAUGGCAGAAAAUAUUAAUAAUGAAAUUCUAGAACCUACUGAAGAGGAAGAAAAAUUAUUUAUGGAUACAUGGCCAGAUGAAGAUUAUAAGCUGCCAGAAUCAAUUGCUGGAACUCAUACUUCUUUUGGAAGUGAUAAAGAAAUUAAUGAACAAUUAGUGAAAGAUAGUAGAGAUAAAAUAUGCAUUCACAUUAAGUGGGAUACAAAACAACCCAAAAGAAAGUGUAUAUUAACAGAUAAAGAUGCUUGUAAAGAAUAUUAUGAAGUUCCUCUUACACCAGUUCCCAUAGUGGAAAAUAAAAUUUAUAGAAAAAUUGUUGACAGAGCUGUUCAAGCAGCAGUACCUUUAAAAGACCAGAUGAAUCAAACUGGAUUUGUUCUGAUGAUUAAUGAAGGAAACCAAUAUGAACCUAGAGUAUAUGAGAGUGAUAAAAAAAAAAUUGGUGAAGAUGAAAAAAUUUCCAGCUUUGUUCAGAAGUCCUCAGAAGUGUAA
Centruroides sculpturatus (bark scorpion) is the source of this 1358-nucleotide messenger RNA. Its product is annotated as WD repeat-containing protein 63-like. NCBI's taxonomy places the organism in Eukaryota, Metazoa, Arthropoda, Arachnida, Scorpiones, Buthidae. The record is from RefSeq and is a predicted model, not a curated record. The transcript has 6 exons. The coding region runs from base 447 to 1358 and encodes 303 amino acids.